AUGGGAAGAGCAGAGAAAUUUUGGAAAGAAUACCCUGUGAUGACUGAUGAGCGUCCGUUAGUUGCAGGAAGCUCUGUACAGGACAAAGAAGCCCUACUUCAACUGAAGACAUUCCUUCAAGAAAACAACCCAUUCCGCAGAGGCAAAUACGAUGAAUGGAACAACAAUACCUACCAUUGUGGAUGGUCUGGAAUCACUUGCAGAGUCAAUGAUUCGCGGGUCAUUGGUAUCAAUCUCUCCGACUCCAACAUCUCAGGGAAGAUGUUUGAAAACUUCUCUCAUGUAACUGAGCUUUCAGAACUGGAUCUCUCGAAGAACACGAUCAGUGGGCCCAUACCUGAUGAUUUGAACCGAUGCAAGAAUCUCAUAUAUCUAAAUCUCACUCAGAAUAUCCUCGAAGGAGAGCUCAACCUUACUGGAUUAACCAGCCUAGAGACACUGGACCUCACAAAUAAUCGAUUCAACGGUAGUGGAAUUCGAAUAAAUUUCCCGGCAAUCUGUAACAACUUGGUUACUCUAAACAUUUCGUCAAACAAUUUCACAGGCACGAUUGAUGGUUGGUUUGAUGAAUGCUGGAAGUUGCAACAUCUCGAUCUCAGCGAGAAUGAUUUCACUGGUCAAGUAUGGUCUGGGUUCCAGAGGCUGCGAGAAUUCUCGGUGUCGAAUAACAACCUAACCGGAGAAAUCUCUCCAUCAAUUUUUACUGAGAAUUGCUCUCUGGAAUUUCUGGAUUUAUCGAAGAACCUCUUCCACGGGUCAAUUCCAAAAGAGGUCUCCAAUUGCAAACAAUUGUAUUUUCUGAGCUUGGAAAAUAACGAAUUCACUGGUCUUACUCCAUCCGAGAUUGGAUUAUUACCUGAGCUUGAAACUCUGAUAUUGGGGAAGAACAAUUUAUCAAGAGACAUUCCAGAAUCAUUGCUGAACUUGAGUAAGUUAGCAUUUCUCGAUUAUAGUUGGAACUAUUUUGGAGGGGAUAUACAGAAAAUCUUCGGAAAAUUCGAGAAGUUACAGUAUCUUAUAUUGUAUGGAAAUCACUAUACUGGAGGAUUAAUCACCUCAGGAAUCCUCAAGUUGCCAAAACUCGUUCGAUUAGACCUCAGCCACAACAACUUCACUGGUUCAUUACCAGUUGAAUUCUCUGAAAUGCAGAGUAUGAAGUAUCUGUUCCUUGCUGACAAUCAAUUCAAUGGUAGCAUACCUCUGGAAUUCGGGAACUUCUCUGUAAUCCAAGCACUCGAUCUCUCCUACAAUAACCUGACCGGAAGGAUACCUCCAACGAUCGGGAAACUAACCUUUCUUUUGUGGUUGAUGCUUGCAAACAAUUCACUUACAGGGGAAAUUCCUAAGGAGAUUGGGAAUUGCAGCAGCCUACUAUGGCUAAACCUUGCAAACAAUCAAUUAUCAGGGACGAUCCCUUCUGAGAUAUCAAAUAUUGCCCAUAAUCCUACUCCAACAUUCGAGUCGAAUAGGCAUACCAGUCGAGUUCCGGCGAGUUCUGGGGAGUGCAUUUCAAUGAAGCGGUGGAUACCGGCGAACUACCCACCUUUCAAUUCUGUGUAUUCUCAGCUUACUAUGAAGAAAUGCAGAAGCAUCUGGGAUUCGUUAGUCAAGGGGUAUGGAAUCUUCCCAAUCUGUACCUCUUAUUCAUCGAAGAGAACACUACAAAUCAGUGGUUAUCUCCAACUCACAGGAAACCAAUUCUCCGGAAAGCUACCACCAGAAAUCGGCAGGUUGCAGAAUUUCAGUCUCCUCCAUGUCGGAAUCAACAAUUUCUCUGGAGAUCUCUCACCUGAGAUCGUAAAUAUGCCUCUGGUGGUCCUAAACGUCUCUCACAAUAGAUUCUCUGGUGAAAUCCCAUCAGAAUUCGGCAACUUCAACUGCUUGGAAUACCUGGAUUUGUCCUACAACAAUUUCUCAGGUGAGUUCCCUGCAAGCUUAAGCAAUUUGACACAAAUGAGCGAAUUCAACGUCUCCUACAAUCCUCUCAUCUCCGGCGCAGUUCCAUCAAAUGGACAAUUCAGCACGUUCGAGAAUAGUUCCUUCUUCGGGGACCCUCUGUUGAUUCUUCCUAAUUUCAUGUACGGCAGCAAUGGCAGCAAUGGCAGCAAUAGCAGCAAUAGAAUUCAUUCCCAACCUUCAUCGAAAAAUCCAAAGAGAAAAAAGCUCGCUGGUUUAAUGGUGUUAUUAGCUCUCACCUCCGGUUUCCUAGUAUUUGGGAUUCUGUCUCUGUUCAUCUGCAUUGUCUUUAAGACCCCGGAAGAGCCUUCAGCGACGUCUCUGCUAGAGGAAGUAGUUUCAAACUCCACCAGAUUAUCAUCAGAAACGAUGGAUUCCGUCGACAUCUUCCACCACCGGGACAGGACGGCAUUCACUUACGCCGAUUUAAAGACAGCCACCGGAAACUUUUCGUCGGAAAGAAUCAUCGGCAGUGGUGGAUUCGGCACUGUUUAUCGUGGCCAAUUGCCUGACGGAAGAGUAGUUGCAGUCAAGAAACUACAGAGAGAAGGGUUCGCAGGGGAGAAAGAAUUCAAGGCCGAAAUGGAGGUCUUGAAUUGCAGCGGCUGUGAGUGGCCGCAUCCGAAUCUGGUGACGCUUUACGGUUGGUGCCAUAACGGAAAUGAGAACUUAUUGGUGUACGAGUACAUGGAGGGUGGGAGCUUGGAGGUCAAGAUUCCAGAUCGGAUGAGGCUGACGUGGCAAAUGAGGUUAAAUGUGGCGACCGAUGUGGCACGGGCGCUGGUUUACCUACACCACGAGUGCUUCCCUUCUAUCGUGCAUAGGGAUGUGAAAGCUAGCAAUGUAUUGCUGGAUAAGGAAGGGAGGGCACGUGUGACGGAUUUUGGGUUGGCAAGGGUGGUGGAUGCGGGUGAGACCCACGUCAGUACUAUGGUUGCUGGGACGGUGGGGUAUGUAGCACCUGAGUAUGGGCAGAUGUGGCAUGCGACGACAAAGGGUGAUGUGUAUAGUUUUGGGGUGUUGGCAAUGGAGUUGGCAACAGCAAGGCGAGCCCUUGAUGAAGGUGAGGAAUGUUUAGUGGAGUGGGCUAGAAGGGUUAUAAGGGAUGAGAAGGAUGAUGAUGGGUUGGGCCAGGGUCUGUUGGUUCUUCUGGGCUCUUGGCUUGACAAGGGUUUGGAGGAGAUGUGUGAAUUGCUACGUGUGGGCAUGCGGUGCACCGCAGAGGCUCCACAAGCUAGACCAAAUAUGAAGGAGGUAUUGGCAAUGUUGAUUAUGAUUGGGAAGAAGAAAGGUGAUUAUGGUGGUUAUGAAUGUGCCUCACCCUCUCAAACUGUGACGAUGGAAACCUUGAAACUGUCCAUAGAUUCAUGA
This is a messenger RNA of Macadamia integrifolia, 3327 nucleotides long. Its product is annotated as probable LRR receptor-like serine/threonine-protein kinase At1g74360. The transcript has 2 exons. The coding region runs from base 1 to 3327 and encodes 1108 amino acids. Gene Ontology annotation, biological process: protein phosphorylation. The record is from RefSeq and is a predicted model, not a curated record. Lineage: Eukaryota; Viridiplantae; Streptophyta; Magnoliopsida; Proteales; Proteaceae. Gene Ontology annotation, molecular function: ATP binding; protein binding; protein kinase activity.